UUCGCACUGAGAACAUCUUUCUCUAGGUUUUCAGAGGGUCAGAGAGUCACCCUGUUUGUUGAACUUAACGCAGCAAAACCAGCAAAGCAGAAAUAGACUGAUCGCUCGCUAUCCAUCCAGGAGUGGAACAUAACUCUGUGGAGGCUAGCCAUGGGGACAGCGAGUCUGGCCUUAUUCCUGCUCUUGCCAGUCCUCGAUCCAGGGGCAGUGCAGGGGGAAGUGAUCCAGGAUUUGAAUAACUGCAGCUGGUUCUUUCAGGGCAAGACACCACCGCAGGGAUUCGACACUCAAAACCGUAUCAAAAUCUGCCAGAGGUACAAGAACCACUAUCACUUUGUAACGCUGUACCGGACAGACCUGCGGAUCCCGGUCUAUUCCGCUUACAGGUAUCCCUGCACCAUGGGUGUUGACAAGAAGCGGAGACCCAGUCCAUGGUUUUAUGAGCCACAGAUUGACGAUCCACGUGCCUCAAUGGAAAUGAUAAGCAGCAACGGUACUUCCAGUGGCAAUCAGGCGGUGGAUACAGAUUAUCAGCGUUCAGGAUAUGAUCGUGGCCAUCUAUACCCCUUUUCCUUUAAUAGUAAUGACAGUGCUACAGCCACCACUACCCUCACUAAUGCAGUCCCUCAGAAGCACAAGGCCAAUGAGAAUUGGGCGGAAGAGGCAGAAAGUAUUGUUCGUAAGUUGGCAGUAGAAUGUCACAGAUCUGGCCGGUCGAUGUACGUAGUGACAGGUUCAGCCAAUUCCACCAACAUCAAACUGAAGAACAAGAUCGUGGUGCCCGAGGUAGCUUGGACAGCCCUUUGCUGCACCUCCCCACCAGACCAGAAUAAUGAUCCCUGUCUAAAUAACAACCUGCAGUCAGAGAGGGAGAAUGUGAUGAUGUACAAUAAAGAUUUUUCUGCUGCAUUCAGGAAAAGGAUGAUGCCAGAAGAGACCACAGUCAGACUGACAGUCAGAGAGCUCCAGGAGCAAUUGGGAGUGGUCAAGAUGUUUGAGAGUUGCAGAGGAACAAGUGCAGAUGAUGAGGCAGAGACCUUCAAAGAGCCUCUCGCCUUUUAGAAAAGAAAUAAUCCGACCGAUCUUUCCUGCACCCAAGUGAAUGACUUCACACUUCCCCGUGCCGAACUCCGUCUGCCACAGUUCCACAGCUUUAAUCCAUCAAUGUCGCUUUGCAACGGUUCAUUAUCAAGCCUCUCACCAUUUUCCUUCCAUUAUUUCCCAAGAGCCUGAAGGGUUUCCUGGUUCAUUCACCGACAUGUUCAUCCACCCCUGUCAUUUUACGCUAAAUCGCUCAACAGUAUUUGUUGAUUGCAUUGUAAUUAAACCAAAGGCAAGAUUUCAGAAGACCGAUUAACCAAUUCAGAAUUCUAAAUGAAUACUGUUCCCAAAUAGUUUACUCCCUUUGAAGAUCUUUCCUCAAUCAUAGAAUCUUUUCCCUCUCUCACUCAUGGAUUCUGUUCUCCAUCAAUCCUCAAAUUCAAAUAGUCUUGUUCCCAAUAUCUCCAAAGAGAUCUCUCCCAGUGCAAUCCAAAUUCUAACCCUAACUCAAGCUACAAUCCUAGAGAAUUUGCUUGCCAAAAAUUCUAAAAUCUUAAGAGAAUCCCAUUUCCGGUUGACCUAAGUUAUUGAAAGCCACUUCUCUAUCUGUGUCAGACUAACAGAGGUCUUGUCAAAAAAACAUUUCUGGUGGUAAAACUGUAUGUUCUGUAACAAACUGUCUUUCAGCCAUGCAGGCUUCAUUUCCCUUUCAAGAGGUGUAAAUAGGUCUGUGUAGUGAGUUUGAGUGUAGCUUGACAAUUUUUAGGCUAUUUUCAUUUUGUAUUCACUGUAGCAAACUAACAAUGUCAAGAAAGCCAUUUUGAGGCUAACAUUAGGCUAAAGAAGCCAUUUUGUAUUCUGUAACAAUUAUCAAAUGCAUUAAUCAGAAUCACGAUUUAAUUACCUAUUAGUCAGAAACAGAUGAUAAAAUAAACAGUGAUCCUCAACUUGUGUUGCAUAUAAUCAAUAAUUAGUCAAUAGUUCUUUUCAAAGCUCUGUAAGCUUGCUUUAAAGUCACUAAUUAGCCAUUGUAGCUUCUGUGUAUAAGAAAGGAUUGUAUGACCAGAUAAGUGUGCUGGCAAUGAAUCCUUCCAACCUAGAUUAGCCUCAGUAAAAAUCACAUGAUCUCACGGCGAACUGAAUAACUGGAACAUUGCUUGAACAGAGAAUUGUCCAAGAUCAGAGCUAAGGAUGCUGUGAAAUAGCUCCAAUGUAUUCUUGUCUGGGAUAAUGAGUGCAGGUGAUUGUAAUAAUUGGGACCCUAAUUGGAUUAAUUCAAUAAUAAAAUUGACCAAUUAUCAAGUUACAGUGAAUCUAAUUUGAGAUGUGGUCAUGGUCAUUUGGGUGUUAAAAGCAGAGACUCUGAGGGGCUUCCUUGCUAGCUAACCACUUAUUGAAGCUCUCCCGAGGCAGGAGUCCUAAAAGAAUUAUUGGCAAAGAAGGAGUUUGCACUUCUACAGACUGAUCACCUGCAUGAAAUUGGAAAGAGGCAUUGUCUUAAAGCUGUUAAAUACACCUUUUUUCUUUUAAUAAACCACUUUUCAAAUUUA
Molecule: messenger RNA, 2591 nt
Organism: Carcharodon carcharias (great white shark)
Lineage: Eukaryota; Metazoa; Chordata; Chondrichthyes; Lamniformes; Lamnidae
Product: endonuclease domain-containing 1 protein-like
Exons: 3
Coding region: 151-1062 (303 amino acids)
Molecular function (GO): metal ion binding; hydrolase activity; nucleic acid binding
Source: RefSeq, a predicted model, not a curated record